AUGGAUCCUUAUUGCAACGGUUGUAAAACUUUUAAAUCGUGUCAUGAAUUUAUGGGUUAUGAUGCCAGAGGUGCACCUAAACAGUUUAAAACAUGUGAUAAAUGCCAUCCAAGGCUCAAUAAAAAACCAAAAAGACCUUUAGAGUCUGAUGACGAUGUUCAACUCCAUAACGAGUAUGAAGUUAUAGAUAUUGAGUUUUUAAGUGAAGCAGUUACAACUCUUUUAGAGUCUACAUCGCAAGAAUUGCAUCUUAAUUGCAAAGUAAAUAUUGCCAAUAAGAAUCUAGCUGAAGAUCUUUCAAACAUCGCCAAUAGUAUCGUUGAUUUGAUCGAAGAUGCUGAUAAAUAUAGUUGGAAUUAUCAACAGAUUUCUGUUUGA
This is a messenger RNA of Cetraspora pellucida, 378 nucleotides long. The record is from the annotation of a GenBank genome assembly. NCBI's taxonomy places the organism in Eukaryota, Fungi, Glomeromycota, Glomeromycetes, Diversisporales, Gigasporaceae.